Molecule: messenger RNA, 1072 nt
Organism: Rubroshorea leprosula
Lineage: Eukaryota; Viridiplantae; Streptophyta; Magnoliopsida; Malvales; Dipterocarpaceae
Source: the annotation of a GenBank genome assembly
GGAGAGAGGGUGUUGUCAUCUACUAUUCCCUUACACUCCCCUCUCUCUCAAUCAAUUGGAGCUCUUGAUCUUCAUCCUGUUGAGCAUUUUCUCUAUCAGUUUCUAUCUGCAAGUUUUCUUCUCUUUCUCAGGUAAAAGAAUAUCUUUGCCUUUGUCACUUCUUUUUUGAGGUUUUUGCCUCAGUACAAAACCAAGGAAGUCCUCAUGGAUGGUUCUGUCUCCCCAAAUUCGGACUCAAAGGAUUCUGAGCUGCUCAAACAAGAAUCUCAGGCAUCCAAAAGAAGGAAGGUGGUUGAGAAGACUGUUGUUACAGUGAAGAUUAAUGGAGAAAAUGAAGGGAAGCUAAAGAAUGAAGGGCUGCCUUCUGAUUCAUGGUCUUGGAGAAAAUAUGGGCAAAAACCCAUCAAAGGAUCUCCUUAUCCAAGGGGGUAUUAUAGGUGCAGCACGUCAAAGGGCUGUUCAGCCAAAAAGCAAGUAGAAAGAUGCAGGACAGAUGCUUCAGUGCUCAUCAUCACUUACACCUCAAGCCAUAACCAUCCAGAUCCUGAUGUCCACCACACCACCAAACUGCCCAAAAAGCCUCAAUCCACUCAAGAUUAUCAUGCCAAGACACCCAAACCAGAACAAGAACCAGAAGAAACACAAAAGCAAUCCAUUUUUGAAGAUCAAUUUCACUACUUAAAAUCCUCACUAGGCUCUUCCCAAGACAUCAUAAUUAACCAGGAAGACCCUUUCACAGAGAAUUUAGAGAAACCCCAUGAAGAACUUGGGUUUCUCUUGGAUGAAGAGCCCCUGUCUGCUUGGCCCCAUCUCAUGACCACAUUUUCAUCAUCAUCAUCAUCAACACCCAAAUUAGAAGAAAAUGACUUCUUUGAUGAGCUUGAAGAACUGCCCACUUCUUUGGGCUUCACCAGCCUCAUGAGGAGCAAGGUAAGAGGACAAGACAAAGACUUGUAAUCCAAAAGAGCUUUACAUGUGCCUAUGAGCAUGAGAUUAGUUAGGUGAAUGAUUCGAAUACCCACUUCAUUAUAUAUACAAAAUAGUAUAAAGAGAGUAAAGUCAGCAUUUAUUC